AUGAAGGUGUUUCUGUCUCUUCUGUUGGCUGCUGUCACUUGCAUGGAUUUGGGACACUCCUUGAAGUGCUACACGUGCAGGGAUUUGACCCCAGUUGACAAGUGCCAGGCAAUUGAGAACUGCACAAAGGAGGAGACCAUGUGCAAGACCACAAUGUACUCCCUGGAGGAUGUUUACCCCCCCACGGGGGUCUCCACUGUCACCAAGAUGUGUGCCUCCAGCUGUGAGCCCUCCAGCGUGGACAACAUCGGGAUGACGCGUCCCGUCACCUGCUGCUACUCUGACCUGUGCAACUUGGAUGGAGCAGCAGCUCUGAGCACCAGCACGGUGCCACUUGGGAUCCUGGCAAGUUCCCUCUGUGCCUUUUUCUGCACUAGACUGUGA
Molecule: messenger RNA, 384 nt
Organism: Oenanthe melanoleuca
Lineage: Eukaryota; Metazoa; Chordata; Aves; Passeriformes; Muscicapidae
Product: ly6/PLAUR domain-containing protein 2-like
Exons: 3
Coding region: 1-384 (127 amino acids)
Molecular function (GO): acetylcholine receptor inhibitor activity
Source: RefSeq, a predicted model, not a curated record